AUGACGUCUCCCUCCCAUCUCUGUCGUUUGCUUUUUUGGAUCUCCGUCUUCUUCCAAACAAUCAAAUCAUUAUUCAUCUCCAACACCCCGUUACCUCCACCUCUCUUCCCUCCCAAGAAAACUUCUUCCGUCAUACCCGACAUCCCGGUACUCUCAACUCCCUUCCCUCUCCUCCAUGUCUCAUACGUUCCGUUAAGGAAAAUUAUCGAUUUUAUGGAGCCAAAAACAUUAGUAUCACUUUCCUUUUGCUCCCGAAAAACUCACUCUGCCAUAAAAACUCAACAAAAGGCGCCAUUCAAUGGGCGUCUCUGUGUUUCGGGAUUCGACAGCAAUUUAUCAUUCCGUACAUUUCGAAAUCGCAAUUGUGUGUUGAGUGUCUGCGACUGUUCGUGUUUGCCAACUUCUGAGAGAAGUGAUUAUGUUAAAAUGAACGGGCAGUACGUUCCAGUUAAAACGCACCCUUUGGAUGGAUAUCUUGUUUGGUACUGGGAUAAUACAACGGACGGAUUGAAAACUAUCACUGACUAUGUUACCGAUCUAUUCAAUACUGAUGUAUCAAAAGUCUGUGUAUCUAAAGAUGCAAUCAAUAUGAUUGAAUGGGUGAUCAGAAGACAAAAAACACCAUUGGAAAGUGUCACUGUCUGCGGCGUUACAUCAUCAGAAGAAGAACUGAUUUAUUAUUUGAGGGAUUGCAAAACUUCAUCGCAAAUAGAAAUUCGCUCAUAUGCUCCACCCAAUUUCCGCUUCUCCGAAAACUUUCGGAGAAUCGAUUUCUUAGUUAUCUGGCAUGGAGAAUGGGUAACAAUUGACAACCUAUUGACAAUGGAUGGAAUUGUUAUUAGUCUGGGAUACUCUAAUCUAUCUGAUAGUGAUUUGAAUCUCUUUCUGAAGCAUUGGCUAGCUGGAGGAUGUCCCCGAUUGAAAUUUUUUUACGCUGGCAUUCAUUCUGUAAACAUUUUGCAAGUACUCGCCGGUCUCAUGCAUAAUGCCGUUUAUUUGGAAAACAGUCGUAACUACACCAGCCCAUCCGGAUACACAUCGAUAUUGUCAGAUGGAUAUGACAUCCAACGUUCAGAUGGUGUGACGGCUACAGUACACUAUCAUUCUCCAAGAACUUUUCUCAUUGCAGUUUGGCCAGAGACCACUCAUAAUUCUAAUUAA
Messenger RNA from Caenorhabditis remanei, 1161 nucleotides. RefSeq lists its product as uncharacterized. Bases 1 to 1161 code for a protein of 386 amino acids. The record is from RefSeq and is a predicted model, not a curated record. NCBI's taxonomy places the organism in Eukaryota, Metazoa, Nematoda, Chromadorea, Rhabditida, Rhabditidae. Gene Ontology annotation, molecular function: protein binding. The transcript is spliced from 3 exons. Gene Ontology annotation, biological process: embryo development.